Molecule: messenger RNA, 973 nt
Organism: Periophthalmus magnuspinnatus
Lineage: Eukaryota; Metazoa; Chordata; Actinopteri; Gobiiformes; Gobiidae
Gene: tatdn1
Product: TatD DNase domain containing 1
Exons: 12
Coding region: 1-948 (315 amino acids)
Cellular component (GO): cytosol
Molecular function (GO): 3'-5'-DNA exonuclease activity
Source: RefSeq, a predicted model, not a curated record
AUGCCUUUCCUCCGAGCUGCGGCAUGUGUGGCGCUAUUUAGGAACUUUUCUGUCUCCGUCAUGGCUCAGCUCAGGUUUAUUGAUAUUGGAGUCAGUCUGACUGACCCCAUGUUCAGGGGCCUGUACAGAGGAAAGCAGAAACAUAGCGAUGAUUUUGAUGCCAUAAUUGACAGAGCACUCAAAGUGGGAGUAGAAAAGUUCAUGAUCACUGGAGGAAGUCUGGAUGACAGCAAAGAAGCUCUGAAACUCGCUCAAACCAGAGAGGAGUUUUUCUGUACAGUCGGCUGCCAUCCAACGCGCUGCUCUGAAUUUGAGAAGUUUGGAGACGAAAUGUACCUGUCCAAACUCAAAGACCUCGCCACAAACACCAAAGUCAUUGCUAUAGGAGAGUGUGGACUGGAUUUUGACCGUCUACAAUUUUGUCCAAAGGAAACACAACUAAAAUAUUUUGAGAAGCAGUUUGAUUUGGCCGAAGAAACCAAACUGCCUAUGUUCCUCCAUUGCAGGAACUCACAAAAAGAAUUUAUUGAAAUUGUGAAGAGGAAUAGAGACCGUUGUGCUGGUGGAGUGGUGCACUCCUUUGAUGGGACACCGGAGGACGCUGUUGCCAUCAUUGAAUUGGACCUGUACAUUGGGAUAAAUGGCUGUUCAUUAAAAACUGAAUCCAACAUCGAAGCCAUGAAGUCUGUUCCCAGUGAGAGGCUUCUGAUUGAGACAGACGCUCCAUGGUGCGGCGUGAAGGCGACUCACGCUGGAGCCAAACUCGUCAAAACCACUUUCCCCACAAAGAAGAAAUGGGAACUAGGACACUGCUUAAAAGACAGGAACGAACCAUGUCACAUUAUCCAAGUCCUGGAGGUGAUGGCUGCAGCGCGAGAUGAAGAUCCAGUGGAGCUUGCAAACACAAUCUACAACAACACCACAAAACUGUUCUUCCCCAUAUCAUGAUGAAUACUUAAAUAUAAAAAAUAAA